CGCUGGUGUCCCAGUUAGCAAAGAUGGAAUCGACGUGUUGGGGUCACCUGUAGGCAAUCAUGAUUAUGUUCAGUCUAGGUGCCUGGCUGUGGCUAACAUGGGCAGCUCGUUGUGUUCAAAGCUACUUGAACUUGACGACCCUCAGUGUGGCCUCCUUUUGCUCAGACAUUGUCAUGUCCCCAGGCUGAAUUUUUUGGCUAGGACUGUGCCACCUGACAGGUUACUGCAUGCAGCUGUUUGUCAUGACCACCUUACAAGGGCUACUUUCACUGACAUGGUUGGUUUGAACGAAUUGGAUGACACCGGAUGGAGCCAGGCCACUCUGAAGGUCGGGUUCGGCGGAUUUGGCUUAUCAUCAACUCAGAAGAUGGCUCACCUAGCAUUUCUGGCGUCAUGGGCACACUCUUUGAAAGAACUGCCAUUGAGAUUUCCACCUCUGAAAGAUCGUUUAGAACGGUUUAUUGAAGGUAGCAAUACAGGACAACUUAUUCGUACAUUGGUGGCAAAACUACCACCCAAGUCGGGUGCAGAUGAUGACGAGCAGUUUCACACCUUAGAGCAGAUGACAGAAUACCCUAGAAAAUUGCAACAUCGCCUGACGGUAGACGCUUCUCAUAAACGAUCAGAAGAAGUUAUCAAAAGCAUGAACUCAGAGAGACAUGUUGCAAGGAUCAGGUCCUUACACGGAAAAGGAGCUGGAGCAUGGCUAGAGGUAAUACCAACUUCAGACAAGAACGCACUGAAGCCGAAUGAAUUUCGUGUAGCGUCUUGUAUGAGGUUGGGUGCUGGUUUGCCUUUCAGCCGGCUGCUUAAGACGUGUGACUGUGGAACUGAGGUGGAUCGCGAGGGCUAUCACCUUUUGACAUGUAAAUAUGGAGGUGGACCUGUGUGGACGCAUAACUCCAUAGUGUCUGCAUGGAGUGAUUGCCUAAGCGAUUUACUCAUUCCCCAUCAAAUAGAACCGAGACAGCGAUUUGUAGACAACGAAAACCGGCCUGACAUCACGCUUUACGACACUGACACUGGGAUCACAAAAGAAUGUGAUGUUUCGAUAGCUCACCCUUGGAGCAAAGACAUUAUUAAAGGUGCAGCCAGAGAAGGUGGCCAUGCAGCAGCUAAACGAGAGGCAGCAAAGUCAAAAAAAUACUCAGAGGAAUCGCUUGCGGAUGGAUCGAAGCCUAUAGUUGUCCCACUCGUCUUUGAACACUUCGGCAGGUGGGGCUUAAAGGCUGACGAGCUGAUGAAUGAACUGGGGAAGAAGGCGAGAGGCUUUGAUGGAAGAAGAAUUGCGGUAGAGUUUAAAACCUUCUGGAGGAAAAGACUGUCUAUUACUCUUCAAAAAUGCAACAGCAGAGUGAUUUUGCGGAAGCUGUCAAGGCUUUCUGUGCGCUCAUUAGGAGAUGACAGUGUUUUGGGAGUAGAUAGAGACAUUCAGUGUUUUACUCAUUAGCAAUAGUCUCGGACUACAAGUAGAACAUUUCAUUUUAACAAUAACUGUUUGUAGUAGUGAAGAUUGUUGACAAUAAACUUGAUUCUGUCUGUCUGUCUGUC
Messenger RNA from Corticium candelabrum, 1551 nucleotides. RefSeq lists its product as uncharacterized. Bases 98 to 1450 code for a protein of 450 amino acids. Lineage: Eukaryota; Metazoa; Porifera; Homoscleromorpha; Homosclerophorida; Plakinidae. The record is from RefSeq and is a predicted model, not a curated record. The transcript has a single exon.